Molecule: messenger RNA, 1095 nt
Organism: Debaryomyces fabryi
Lineage: Eukaryota; Fungi; Ascomycota; Pichiomycetes; Serinales; Debaryomycetaceae
Gene: DAO1
Product: Dao1p
Exons: 1
Coding region: 1-1095 (364 amino acids)
Molecular function (GO): FAD binding; D-amino-acid oxidase activity
Source: RefSeq, a predicted model, not a curated record
AUGGAGUCCAAAAUUGUAGUAAUUGGCGCAGGUGUGAGUGGACUUACUACUGCGUUAGAAUUAAAGAAGUCUAAUUUGGAAUAUGAUGUGACUAUCGUUGCACAGCAUUUACCAGGAGAUUAUGAUGUGAAUUUUGUUUCCCCAUAUGCCGGGGCCAAUUGGUAUUCAUUUGCCGAUUCUGAAGAUAAAGUUCUACAAGAAUUCGAUAAGCCAUCCUAUAAGGUAUUUAUGGAACUAGCUCAAAAUGAGCCUAGAUCAGGUAUUUGGGUUAAAACGAGUCACUCGUAUUUUACAGAGGAUUACAUGAGCAAGAUUAGUCAUGAUACUAGUAAAGCAAUUCCAUGGUUCAAAGACUUUGUAGAAGAAUUCAAGAUUAUCGAGAAGAAAGAAUUGCCUGAAGGAAUUGUGUUUGGGUUUCUGUUUAAGGGGGUCGUUAUAUCAGUUCCAAUAUAUUUGAAUUUUUUGCUUUCUAAGGCACUUGAAACUGGAAUCACAAUCAAGAGAGUUAAAGCCAUUGGCAAUGUCGAGGAAGCCCGGAAUCUUCAUUCGUCUGGAGGGAAGGCCGAUUUAGUUAUUAAUUGUUCGGGGUUGAUUGCAUCUAAAUUAUCGGGUUACAACGAUCCUAAUCGUACAUACGGGAUCCGAGGCCAAACUUUACAUGUAAGGAAUAACGCUGCAAGACAGAUCGAGGUACAGUCAUUCGGUCCUGAAUUUGACAACGAAAUGCUUUAUAUUAUGCCCCGUAAAGAGGGUGGGUCAAUUAUUGGUGGUUGUUUUGUCCAGGAUUACAAGAAUACAGAAGAAGACGAAGGAUUGACUCAAAGGCUAGUUGAGAGAGCCAAAAAAUACUCUCCUGAAAUGUUUGACCCUGGAUAUAAGAAUAAUCCUACUGAAUUAGACGUGAUCCGAGUAAAUGUAGGAUUAAGGCCUUUUAGAGACGGAGGAGUUAGAGUUGAAAGAGAUGGUGAUAACCAUUGGUUAAUCCACAAUUAUGGUGCUGGUGGCGGUGGAUACCAAGGUAGUCACGGAUUCAGCUCUACUGUAGUCUCGCUAGCCAAGCAAUCCCUAAAAAGAAAAGUGUCUAGCAAAUUGUAA